Habropoda laboriosa is the source of this 1257-nucleotide messenger RNA. Its product is annotated as leucine-rich repeat extensin-like protein 5. Gene Ontology annotation, molecular function: chitin binding. Bases 1 to 1257 code for a protein of 418 amino acids. The transcript has 5 exons. Lineage: Eukaryota; Metazoa; Arthropoda; Insecta; Hymenoptera; Apidae. Gene Ontology annotation, cellular component: extracellular region. The record is from RefSeq and is a predicted model, not a curated record.
AUGAGUUUCAUUUUAAUACUAUUCACCCUUGUGCUCGGCCUCUGCAACUGUACAGCUCGAAGAACGACCACGGCGACGUCCACGAUAACUACCUUCGACAAAAUUGGAGAACCUCAACAACAGCAACGUCAAGACUUGGAAAACGUCUGGGAUCUGGUAGAGUUACAAAAGCUGGACAAUCAUGGAAACACUUGGCACGAGGAAUCUUCAUUCAGAAACGCCACAGAACCGCAAGAUCCAGAUCUGACAAAUACGAAGCAAUUGUAUCCGACUGUCCCUAAUCCCGGGGACUCGAACGAAUUACCAGGACCUAUCGUAACAAUUAAACCUAUACCGGCACCAGCACCUGGUUGUUACGCUCUGCGAGGACAGUACCCAAGUCCGAGGAGCUGUGCCAGUUAUUUAAAUUGCUGGGACGAUAUCGUUACCGAACAAGAUUGUCCCGAUGGUUUGCUCUUCAAUGACUUCACCUUGGUUUGCGAUUACGAUUACAACGUGAAUUGUGGCAGCCGCCCUUUGCCACCACCGAAACCGUCCUUACCUUCUGGAUCACAUCUAUGUCCAGAACCGAACGGUCGCUACAGAAGUGCAACGAACUGCUCGGAAUUCUACGUAUGCGUUUACAAAAAGCCAGUUAAAUUUGGCUGCCCACGCGGUUUGGUUUAUAACGAUAUUCUAGGUGUUUGCGACUAUCCCUACAAUGUCGACUGCAAAGGCGCAGCUACACCUUCGCCACCACCCAAACCAUCUUUGCCCCAAACAGAGUUACCAUCGCUGCCACCACAGCAACCAACGUAUGCACCACCCUAUCAACCGUACCCACCAUCGCCUUUGCCAUCGCAGCCACCUCCUAACGAUCUACCACAACAGCCAUCUUACGGGCCAACGCAACCACAACCAGCGCCCUCUUAUCCUUUAAAUCCAUGGCUAAGCAAAACGGAACCAGAUCCCUGGAAUCAGCGACCGGUGUCGGCACAGUUAGAAGUGAACCAGCAACAAGAACAGGCACAAGAUCUCCUUGACGCGCAGAAACAGCCGGUCAAUCAUUUCCAAAAUCCUUGGAACCUGUUGCAAAAUAUCCCACCCAGUCUCAGUAUGAUUCCGUGUAAGAACGGAGAUCGGCACAGAUUGAACGACUCUUGUACGAACGUGGUAGUUUGCAGAAAUGGUCGACCGCAGUUGGUGCAAUGUUCGGUGGGACACACGUACGACAGAAUAUCGGACUCUUGUAAACCGUUCUCCAUUGCCAAAUGUUAA